AUGAUGCUUUCGACACGGCGGACGGCACGGCACACAAACGCCUCCACAAGGUCGAUUGGUGGCAGCCGUAUGCUGCUAAAUGAGUUGCCCAGACACGCAAAUGAAAUCGUACAAAGAGCCAAAGCAGACUUAGAAAAGCCGGGCAACUUAAAGAAGGAAAUUCGCGAGAAUGUAGUUGCGGGUCCGCACACACUGUACGAGAUGAUCCUUAAGUUGUCUGACUCACGCAUGCUACACAUGCUCGAAUCCAGUCAGUAUGCCACAUUGAAAGAGACCAUAGAGAAGCUCCACAAGGAAACUGAGUCAACCAGACUUAUUGUCUCAUACGAUCUUUGUGAGGCAGUUUCAGCAACGAAGAGAGAAAUAACAAAUUUCAGAAACGAAACAAGCUUAGGCUCAAACUUGGCAAGUCAGCUGCAGAUUAUCUCGGAAGAGGUAAAGUUACUUCGAGACAAUGUGAGCUCAUUUAGAAAAUCACCGACUGCAACCCAAGAUCAAUGGAAUUAUCUCUCAGAGGAACUCAAAGAGCUCCGGCGCAUCAUACAGGAGAUAGAGACCAAUAAAGAACGAUAUGAAUUACCUGCCAAUAUACCAGCGAAUAUAGACGAUGCAAAUGUUCCUGCCGAGAGAUUGCAACAGGAAAUCACGGACUCCAAACUUUUGUUAAUCUCAGAAAUAUCUGAGUUGAAACAAGAAGUAAGCAGAAUAUCUCUAGAGAUCCGAAGCCUGUCCUCGGCUGUCUCGAGCUCCGCAUUCCCCUCGGUAUAG
Molecule: messenger RNA, 768 nt
Organism: Parnassius apollo (apollo)
Lineage: Eukaryota; Metazoa; Arthropoda; Insecta; Lepidoptera; Papilionidae
Source: the annotation of a GenBank genome assembly